Molecule: messenger RNA, 1217 nt
Organism: Setaria italica (foxtail millet)
Lineage: Eukaryota; Viridiplantae; Streptophyta; Magnoliopsida; Poales; Poaceae
Product: receptor-like protein kinase HERK 1
Exons: 1
Coding region: 96-1217 (373 amino acids)
Biological process (GO): protein autophosphorylation
Cellular component (GO): plasmodesma; plasma membrane
Molecular function (GO): ATP binding; transmembrane receptor protein tyrosine kinase activity
Source: RefSeq, a predicted model, not a curated record
CACAAUCCAAGCAGAAUGUGGCCAAGCUAGCACCUCAUGGAAACCGAAUUCCUUUUGUUGUGCUACAAGAGGCAACAAAUUACUUCGAUAACCAGAUGGUCAUUGGAGUUGGAGGGUUUGGAAAGGUCUACAGAGCCGUGAUGCAGGAUGGAAGCAAAGUCGCAGUAAAGCGCGGCAACCCGAAGUCUCAGCAAGGGUUGGCGGAGUUCUGGACGGAAGUCGAGGUGCUAUCAGGGGUGCGACACCGCCAUCUUGUGGCGCUCAGGGGUUACUGCGACGAGCAAAAUGAAAUGAUCUUGGUGUAUGAGAACAUGGAAAAAGGCACUCUGAGAAGUCAUCUUUAUAACAGUGAUAAGCCGCCUCUCAGCUGGAAUAAAAGGCUGCAAAUCUGCAUAGGAGCAGCAAAAGGACUCCACUACCUUCACACUGGUUUUAAGAAAUCAAUAAUCCAUCGUGAUGUCAAGUCAACAAACAUUCUUCUUGACGAAAAUCUGUCAGCCAAAGUUUCUGAUUUUGGCCUCUCAAAAGUCGGGGGUGGUGUUGAUGAUACGCAUGUUAGCACGGUAGUCAAAGGGAGCUUCGGUUAUCUUGAUCCUGAGUACUUCCGGAGACAGCAGCUGACCGACAAGUCAGAUGUGUACUCAUUUGGUGUAGUGUUGCUUGAGGUGAUCUGUGCAAGGCCGGCCCUCAACCCAUCUCUUCCAAAAGAAAUGGUUAGCCUUGCAGAAUGGGGUAUGGAGUGGCAAAAGAGAGGGCAGCUUUAUCAGAUCAUCGACCCACGGAUUGCUGGGAAUAUCAAGCCUGAAGCAUUGAAGAGGUAUGGGGAUACGGUUGAGAAAUGCCUUGCUGAUCAUGGCGUCGAUCGUCCCACAAUGGGAGAUGUCAUAUGGAACCUGGAAUACGCGCUGCAGCUGCAGGAGUCAGGCGAAGACAACUCCGACAUGUCGAUGAAUAACACCUUCUCACAGUUGGUCAGUACAGAUGGGAGGUUAACUGGAUUGAAUUGUUGUGUAGCGAAAGGAAAAAUAUUGAGUACAUGUACUAGAAAAUCACUUGCGUUCGUGCCACUACUGCUUAAUAGGGUUUCAUUCCUUGUUCAUAACUCCCUUUCACAACCAGAAAGUGAACUGCGGCUACACAUACAAACCCGAACUGGGGGUAAAAGUAGCCUUCACUCAUGGUCUCUCGUGAGCCGGUACUGCCCACUGGCAGGGUAG